AUGGCGGCGCCCAUGGAGGUGGCGCUGGUGUCGGACGCGGCGGGGCCGCUCUGCAACUGCUCGGUCUGGGAGCUGCACUCGGGCUCUGCCCUGCCCGGGUACCGUGGCGGCAACAGCGGCCCGCGCGGGCUGGCGCUGCUGGGCGGCGAGCACUUGCUAGGGGCCCAGCUCGGCAAGAGCUACAUCAACGUCUGGGAGCUCCAGAGGAAGGACCAGCUGCAGCAGAAGAUCAUCUGUCCCGGCCCUGUGACCUGCCUGACAGCCUCUCCCAAUGGGCUCUACAUCCUGGCGGGGGUCGCUGAGAGCAUCUACCUGUGGGAGGUGUCCAACGGGAACCUCCUUGCCAUCCUGAACCGACACUACCAGGACCUCACAUGCCUCUGCUUCACUGACGACAGCAGCCACUUCCUCUCGGGGGCCAAGGACUGCCUGGCCCUGGUGUGGAACCUCUACAACGUGUUGCAGGCAGAGCCCUCCCAGAUCCCUGAUCCCCGGCACAUCUGGUCCCGGCACAGCCUCCCCAUCACCGACCUGUGCUGCGGCUUUGGAGGGCCCCUGGCACGGGCUGCCACCGCCUCCCUCGACCAGACAGCCAAGCUCUGGGAAAUCUCAUCUGGGGAGCUCCUGCUUUCCGUGCUCUUCGACGUGGGGAUCAUGGCUGUGACUCUGGACCUCUCUGAGUACCACAUGUUCUGCGGGGGCAUGGAUGGGUCCAUCUUCCAGGUCGACCUCUGCGCCUGGCCGGUUCAGAGAGACCGGACCUUCCAGACAGAGCGGGAGAACGGGAAGGUCUUUAAAGGGCACAGGAACCAGGUGACGUGUCUGUCGGUGUCCACAGACGGCAGCCUCCUGCUCUCGGGCUCUCACGACGAAACCGUCCGGCUGUGGGACAUCCAGAGCAAGCAGUGCCUGAAGACGAUGAAUCACAAAGGUCCAGUGACAAACGCCUUCAUCGUGCUGGCCCCUGCCAACAUGUUCAACCCCGAUGGGAAGCCCAGCGUGCCCCUGCCCAAGUUCAGCAGACACCUGCACGGCACCGAGAGCAGCGACGAGCCGGGCACUGAGGGAGUGACGCUGCGCCUGGGGCUGCACCAGCAGGAGCCUGGCCAGAGCUACCUGGAGAAGGCAGAGAAGAUGUACUCGCAGAUGUACUCCACGAGGGAAAAGAACCUGGUGGGAGACCAGGAGCACCUGACGAUCCAGGUGAGCGAGCUGGAGGAGGAGGUGAGCAACCUCCGGAAAAUCAACAAGGACCUCUUUGACUUCUCCACUCGCAUCAUCACCAAACCAGCCAAGUGAAGAGGCUGCCCCCGCCCUCGCACCCCUCCGCCUCUCCCUGUCCGGCUCCUGGG
This is a messenger RNA of Sturnus vulgaris (Common starling), 1352 nucleotides long. It is a transcript of the gene WDR18, whose product is annotated as WD repeat domain 18. Gene Ontology annotation, cellular component: rixosome complex; nuclear pre-replicative complex. Lineage: Eukaryota; Metazoa; Chordata; Aves; Passeriformes; Sturnidae. Gene Ontology annotation, molecular function: protein binding. The record is from RefSeq and is a predicted model, not a curated record. Gene Ontology annotation, biological process: rRNA processing; DNA-templated DNA replication.